Messenger RNA from Alternaria alternata, 2110 nucleotides. RefSeq lists its product as hypothetical. Gene Ontology annotation, biological process: translation. Gene Ontology annotation, molecular function: GTP binding; GTPase activity. The transcript is spliced from 3 exons. Lineage: Eukaryota; Fungi; Ascomycota; Dothideomycetes; Pleosporales; Pleosporaceae. The record is from RefSeq and is a predicted model, not a curated record. Bases 193 to 1962 code for a protein of 589 amino acids.
CGUCAAGGAAAGUCGCCCCACCAACGACGUCAAUGAAGGGACGCGAUAAUUCACACUAGGUAGAGAAACCGCGAGCUAUUUGGCCCCAACAACUCUACACGCCUGCGCACCAAUUCGAUACCAGAGGGUGCACUCGACACAAGUCAACCUGCCCGUAACCCACACGCACCGACGAAUCAAGAAAUACCCACAAUGCCUGCAGGCGGCUUCUCGCGCACGCGCAACGUCGAUUACGAUGACGACGAUAUUUACGACGACGAUGACUACUUCGAAGACGACGCCGGGGACGUCGAUGCGGGAGGAGAUGGCAUGACGGAGGACGACAAAGAGCAGAUGCGUGUGGGCACCGUCAAAGUCCGCGAGGCGCUAGGAGACAUGAGCGACUUCACGAGCGAUGAGCAAAUACAAGAAGCGUUAUGGCACUACUACUACGACAUCGGAAAGAGCGUGAGCUAUCUGAAGAACAAGCUCGGGGUCGCAGAGCCGAAGCAGGAGGCGCCCAAGCAGGAAAAGGCAAAACCAGUGUCGCGCUUCGACCAAGCUGCAAGUGUAGCAGACCAGAACGCGCCCGCAACCACAGGAACUACACCAAAGAAGAAGAAAAAGCAGAUCAACGGUGACUUAGCCGAGUCGGUCGAGAAGCUUACCGUGGCCGAUGAGCCAAGAGUCAAGAGCAAGAACUUGAACGUUGUAGACGAGUUCGAAAAGAGCGCUUCGAAGCGGAUGGCUAAUUUUGUAGUGCUCGGACAUGUCGACCACGGUAAGAGUACGCUCAUGGGGCGAUUGCUUUACGAUCUUCAUGUUGUCGAUCAGCGAUCGAUAGACAAAUUACGAAAAGAAGCAGAAACUAUUGGCAAAUCAUCAUUCGCGCUCGCGUGGGUCAUGGACGAAACGAGCGAAGAGCGGAGUCGUGGUGUUACCGUCGACAUUGCGACAAACUACUUCGAGACAGACAGGAGCGUGUUCACAAUACUGGAUGCGCCUGGUCAUAAGGACUUCAUACCAAGAAUGAUUUCGGGUGCAUCACAAGCCGACUUCCCCGUCCUUGUCAUCGACGCAAGCACCAACAGCUUCGAAUCUGGUCUCAAGGGUCAAACGAAGGAACACAUUCUAAUUGCACGAAGCAUGGGUAUGCAACAUAUUGUUGUGGCCGUGAAUAAGAUGGAUACAGUCGGAUGGUCGAAAUCACGCUUCGACGAGAUCUCGAAACUCAUGACCACCUUCCUCACCGAAGCAAGCUUCCUCGAAAAGCGGAUAACAUUCAUACCCCUAGCUGGUCUGACCGGAGAAAACGUCGUCAAGAAGAUCGAAAACUCGGCCGCACAUUGGUACACUGGCGAGACUCUGCUAGAAGCUCUAGAACGAAUCGAUCUACCAACCCGAAACCUCACGAAACCACUUCGGCUCUCUGUUGCUGACGUCUUCCGAGGUGAUAUCCGUUCACCGCUAAGCAUAUCAGGCCGUAUCGAUGCCGGAACCUUACAAGUGGGCGAUGUUAUCCUCGCUCUCCCUGCCAAUGAAACCGCAACUAUAAAAUCUAUCGAAGUGCAAGACGCACCCGUGGACUGGGCUGUCUGCGGUCAAAUCCCUACCCUCCACCUCACGGACAUCGACCCCGUUCACCUUCGUCAGGGAGACAUUGUCUGUUCCCCCAAAGAUCCUGUCAAACUUGUCAAAGCAUUUACGUCCAAGCUCCUGGCUUUCGAACACGUACUGCCUAUGCCGGUGGAAGUCUUUAGGAGCACACUCAACUCACCUGCAGGAAUUCGAACGCUGAGCGCUAAGCUUAAUAAGUUUACAGGAGAGGUUGUGAAGAAGAAGCCGAGAAUUGUGAAGCCAGGUGAGGUAGCAAGGGUGGUGGUGCAACUGGAAAAGGAGUUACCGGUGGAGGAGGGAAUGAGGGUCGUGCUUAGAGAGAGGGGACGAACGGUGGGGGCAGGAUUGAUGGAAAAUGUUGCUUGAUUGUGUGAAAAGGAGGAUAGACAACCCAAGAACGAUAUCUUGGUGGAAGCUUGCGACACCGUGGGGUGCGUAGUGCAUGACUCUGUAGUUUGUGGUCAUGACCUUACCAAGCUUCUUAUAAUAGACAAAUUCGAGUCUCAUAUCGUAC